Molecule: messenger RNA, 1704 nt
Organism: Aspergillus heteromorphus CBS 117.55
Lineage: Eukaryota; Fungi; Ascomycota; Eurotiomycetes; Eurotiales; Aspergillaceae
Product: MFS transporter
Exons: 3
Coding region: 1-1596 (531 amino acids)
Biological process (GO): transmembrane transport
Molecular function (GO): transmembrane transporter activity
Source: RefSeq, a predicted model, not a curated record
AUGGGGACGGAAUUCAUCGACAUCAGCCAUGCAGAGGAUGGCCUCAAAGACACUCAACACCUGGUCGAGAUCACGGGCCAAGACUAUGACGCAGAUUCAGUGGUAGCGGAAUGGAAACCUGGCGUCCGAGAAUGGCUGGUCUUGGUCUGUGUCUCUCUUCUGAUGGCGAUGGAUGCAUUCAAUGCAACUGUAGUCUUGCCACUCGUGCCACACCUGUCGAUCACGAUCAAACAGCCUCUUGGAGGCGCGCUAUGGAUCGAAGCAUCGUAUCUCCUGGCGAGUGCGGCCAGCCAGCCCUUUUUUGCCAUGCUGGCUGCGCUUUUCGGAGUCGGUCCUAUUGUCCUUGGUGCUGCGGUGCUCGCCACCGUGGGGACGGGCGUAUGCAGCGGCUCCAUGAAUCUUUCUUGUCUGGUUGCCGGUCGGUUCGUGCAAGGCAUGGGGUGUGGAGGGGUCAGAGCGGUUUCGCUGGAGAUGAUAGAUGGAAUCAUCCCAGGAGUGCACAAGAUUCGCUUCUUCGGGUACGUCGCACAGACGUGGAUAAUCGGAGCCAUGCUGGGCCUCGUCUUUGGAGGAGUGCUCGUUGACCAUUCGACAUGGCUUUUUUAUGCCAGCUUCGUGUUCUGUGCGCUGAGUCUACUGGUGAUACCCUUCGCGGUGGACUUGCGAGGGUACAGACGCAUACCAAAAUGCAAGCUGCAUGACUUGAACUGGCUGGCAGCCGUGUUGACUUUCAUGGGAAUGGGCUGCCUCCUCAUCGGCACCAGCUGGGGAGGGACGUUGUAUGGCUGGAGCAACUGGCACAUACUGGUCCUUCUCUGCGCAGGGGGUGUGGCAAUGGUUGCGCUUCUGCUGUAUGAGUGCAUGCGGGCUAACCGGUCGAUAUUCUCCUCGGCAGUACUAUACAGCAUCCCAAGGCUGAUGUUGUACACGGGGGGUCUGCUGCACGGGUUUCUGCUCUCCUGCCAUCUCCUGAACUGCUGUCUGUACCUGAUCUUAAUCAAAACCCUCCCACCAGCCCUCACAGGACUCAGCCUGUUAACCAUCGCCAGUCCGGCACUCAUGCUCCUGGUCCUGACAGAAAGGGUACGACUGCUGCGAAGCCCUCGGCUCUCACCGUGGACCAUACGCGCUGGCUGGAUGUGUAGCACACUCAGCACAGUCUUCUUUAUCAUCCUGGACUCUCACACCCCGCCGCAAGUAUGGGUCUUCAUCUUCCUCGGCACAGGGAUCAGUCACGCCUUGCUUGCCUCAGGAUACCACCGAUGCCUGCACAACGCCCCUAAAGAGAUCCAACCAUCGCCUCCCAGACGCAGGAAUCGGGGCUCUUCUCCUUCCCAUAUCCUGGUAUAUUCCAUUCUGUGCGCGUGGGGCAUGUGCAUCGCGGUUCCGUUGAGCGGGGCCAUCCUGCUGAAUCGAGUCUUUGGGGAAGUGAGAGAGGAGAGGAUAAACCACGGCAUGCACGCAGAUGACGCAGCGACACCUGGUGAUGUGGAGGAGCAGCUAAGGAGGAUGCUUGUCGAUGGGCUCCAGAUCUUGUGGCGCGUGUUGAUGGGGGCUGCUGCUCUCGGGGGCGUUACAUCACUGUUUGUGAGGUAGGACAGGGAGAAUGCCAUGUUCUGUGGGUAGUUUGAGCAAAAAUGAAUAUCCUAUUAUGGAUGCUGUCUUCAUCGUGGAGAAAGGGCAGAAGGGCAAACUUGGAAAGAC